Xenia sp. Carnegie-2017 is the source of this 1745-nucleotide messenger RNA. Its product is annotated as thymidine phosphorylase-like. The transcript has 4 exons. Gene Ontology annotation, molecular function: pyrimidine-nucleoside phosphorylase activity; 1,4-alpha-oligoglucan phosphorylase activity. Gene Ontology annotation, biological process: pyrimidine nucleoside metabolic process; pyrimidine nucleobase metabolic process. The record is from RefSeq and is a predicted model, not a curated record. Gene Ontology annotation, cellular component: cytosol. NCBI's taxonomy places the organism in Eukaryota, Metazoa, Cnidaria, Anthozoa, Malacalcyonacea, Xeniidae. Bases 299 to 1645 code for a protein of 448 amino acids.
AAUUCUUACUAAUAGAGGGCUCUGAUAUUGAUUUGUAACUUGGGUUACAAAGUUUUUGAAUGUUUUACGAUAAAUUUGAUCAUCUGCGUGAGUGAGCUAAGUAUCUUUUGCUUCAAGUACAUUUAUUUCCGAUUCAACUGUCACGAGACUCACAAUUUUGUUAAUAUUUCGAGUCUGGACAAUUCUAGGAAAUGAAGGAUUGUCAACAUGAUUAACCUUUAACAAUUGUUAGUGACUGCUAUUGUCUAUAAAGUUCGGACGUGCUGGAAAAAUCGAUCAUUUUAAUUGAAUCACCAGUAUGGAUAUACCUAGUAUAAUUACAAGAAAAAGAGAUGGUCAAAUUUUAUCUGAUGCACAAAUCAACUUACUGGUAGAGCAUGUUGCUGAUCGUAAAAUUCAUCCCGUGCAACUUGGGGCUUUUCUUAUGGCUGUGUUUUUAAAAGGCAUGAAUAGAGAUGAGACCAUUAGCUUGACCAAAGCCAUGGUGAAGAAUGGUGAGACACUUAAAUGGCCAGAAGAGUGGAGUGAUUUAGUAGUUGAUAAGCAUUCUACUGGUGGUGUUGGUGAUAAGGUCAGCCUACCAUUGGCACCAGCUCUAGCCUCUCUUGGUCUUAAAGUUCCAAUGAUAUCUGGUAGAGGACUUGGUUUUACAGGUGGUACCUUGGAUAAACUAGAAUCCAUUCCAGGAUUUAACAUUAACUUGACCUCUUCAGAAAUAUGCACCAUUGUUGACAAGAUUGGCUGUUGCAUUGUGGGCCAGACAGAAAAAAUUGCUCCUGCUGACAAAGCAAUGUAUGCUGCAAGAGAUGUAUCGGCCACCAUAAAUUGUAUUUCUCUCAUAGUAGGCUCCAUAAUUGCCAAGAAAGCUGCUGAAAAUCCUAAAGCGUUAGUUUUUGAUGUAAAAUGUGGAAUUGCUGCCUUCAUGAAGAAUGAAGAGGAUGCACAAAAAUUAGCAAAAUGGUUGGUGAAUACAGCUCAAGCUCUUGAUAUUAAAACUGUUGCUGUAUUGACAAAGAUGAAUGAACCCAUUGGGAUGAUGAUUGGCAACUCUGUCGAGGUGAUUGAAUCUAUUCAAUGCUUAAAGGGAAAUGCACCCAAAGAUUUAGAAGAAUUAAUUUGCACCCAAGGUGGAAGUUUAUUGCUAGCCAAAGGAAAAGUAGCUAAUCUGAAAGAUGGGUAUGAUGUGGUUCUUCAGACACUGAAAAAUGGUAAAGCCUUAUUAAAAUUCAAAGAAAUGCUGAUUGCCCAAAACGUUGAUAAAGCUCUUGCUGAAAAGUUAUGCGAACCAGGUGCAAAUCUUUGGGAGUUAUUGCCAUUGGCAAAAGAAUGCACUAAUUUAAUUGCUGAAAGCAGUGGAAUAGUUCAUUCCUUGAAUGCACUUGAUAUUGCCAAUGUCUUAUUGGAACUAGGUGCUGGAAGGUUACAUCCAGAUGAUUCUGUUAACCAUGGUGUCAGUCUAGUUCUCAAAACACACAAAGGUGCUUCUCUUAAUGAGGGUGAUGUUUGGGGUGUGGUUUAUCAUGAUGAGGAAAUAACAAGUAAUCAAUUGUCAACUUUGAAAAAAUCCUUGAGUAUUGGAAAUGGAGAGAGAAAUGAAAACUCAUACGAAAGUAGAAUUAUAGAAGUCAUUAAACCAACAUCAUGAAAAUUAUAAAGACAAUUUGUAAAAGUAAAUUUUCUAAUUCCAAUCAUAUAAUUCCUAGGCAAAACAAAUUAAACAAUUCUUUUAAGUUUGCUUUCUUUAA